Messenger RNA from Bombus impatiens (common eastern bumble bee), 7054 nucleotides. RefSeq names its product phosphatidylinositol-binding clathrin assembly protein LAP (gene lap). Gene Ontology annotation, cellular component: synaptic vesicle; clathrin-coated vesicle; extrinsic component of presynaptic endocytic zone membrane. Gene Ontology annotation, biological process: clathrin-dependent endocytosis; synaptic vesicle budding from presynaptic endocytic zone membrane; clathrin coat assembly. Bases 523 to 2565 code for a protein of 680 amino acids. Lineage: Eukaryota; Metazoa; Arthropoda; Insecta; Hymenoptera; Apidae. Gene Ontology annotation, molecular function: phosphatidylinositol-4,5-bisphosphate binding; clathrin heavy chain binding; SNARE binding. The transcript has 18 exons. The record is from RefSeq and is a predicted model, not a curated record.
GAGUAGGAUUGGCUGUCAGGAGUGAUCGGUCCGGCGAAGGAGUAGGAGGUCCGGGUCGCCAUUUUGGCAGGUUGUGAGAGCCUUCUGUCGUCGCCGUGAGCCGAGCUGUCGUUCGCCCAGCUGAGCCCUUUACGCGCGCGCGAGAGAGCUCAUUCGGCUCGAUCGAAUUCGCGACACCAAAAAGCAGAGACCAGGCCGGUUGGUCGCGAAAUCGAGGGAAAUACUACUUGAACCAACGGGAACCGGCUCCACGCAUGUAUAUUCGCAAUCUUUACGUAUAUCGUUCUACACAUAACUCUUCAUUCCCUGUUGGUGCUCUCGAGUAGGUUUUACUCUCGUGUCGGUUGAAACGCCAGUUUGUGGUGGUGUGCGUGUGACACUAUCGUCGAGGCUGCAGAACUGUUCCUGACUGUGAUAGAUAGUACGACACGAGAGACAGAAAAGGAGAGUAGUUAGAGAGUCGAAAGGUGCGUGAGCUUUAGAGGAAAAAAAGUUCGAGUGUGACAGAAGUACAGGGACAGUAUGGCGGGACAGACGAUCAACGACAGGCUAUUGGCAGCCAGGCACAGCAUCGCCGGUCAGGGUCUCGCUAAGGCUGUCUGCAAAGCUACUACCGAGGAGAUGAUAGGACCCAAAAAGAAGCAUCUCGAAUACUUGGUGCGGUGCACGAACGAACCCAACGUGUCGAUACCUCAACUGGCGAAUCUGUUGAUAGAACGGUCGCAGAACACGAACUGGACGGUCGUUUUUAAAGCUCUGAUCACGGUGCACCAUAUGCUUUGUUACGGCAAUGAGAGGUUUACACAGUAUCUGGCGUCCAGUAACAGCACGUUUCAACUCAGUAAUUUUCUCGAUAAAAGCGGCGUUCAAGCAGGAGCUCGUAUUGGCUAUGACAUGUCACCAUUUAUUAGGAGAUACGCGAAGUACCUCAAUGAGAAGGCUCUUUCUUACAGGACCGUAGCGUUUGACUUUUGCAAGGUGAAAAGAGGGAAGGACGACCGUACUUUGCGCACAAUGAACGCUGAAAAACUGUUAAAAACCUUGCCAGUUUUGCAGUCACAGUUGGAUGCUCUAUUGGAGUUCGAUUGCACCGCUAAUGAUCUCACCAACGGUGUCAUAAACAUGGCUUUCAUGCUCCUUUUCCGGGAUCUGAUUAGAUUGUUUGCCUGUUACAAUGAUGGCAUUAUUAACUUACUAGAAAAGUAUUUUGAUAUGAAUAAAAAGCAAUGUCGCGAAGCUCUGGACUUGUACAAAAAGUUCCUCAUACGAAUGGAUCGGGUGGGUGAAUUUUUAAAGGUUGCCGAGAACGUUGGCAUUGAUAAAGGAGACAUACCUGAUCUAACAAAGGCUCCUAGUAGCUUACUGGAUGCGUUAGAGCAACAUCUUGCCUCCUUGGAAGGAAAGAAGGGAUCUGCAGCAAACACUCCAACACAGUCUGCAAGCAAUAGAACGAAUGUAAAGUCGGGAGUGUCCGCCCUGUCUUCCACCAGUACUGCGUUUGGAACAGCAGCCAGUAAUAAUCGCCUCGACCACGCCGGAAAUGGACAUAUCGAUGAAGCACUGCGGCAGCAAGCCCUCGCGGAAGAGGAGGCUGCUAUGAAUCAGUACAAGGCGAAAGUGCAAUCCCCAUCGAGCGGACCUAGUACGAAUCCAUUCCUCAGUUCACCGACCAACAACGCUAAUCAACCAAUAGUAGAUCUAUUCAGUUCACCAUCAACGACAACGACAGCUGAAAGUCAGCCGCAAAAAGCGUCAGACGAUUUGCUCCAAUUAGCAGGGAAUCCUUUCGCGGAUAUGUUCGGAGCGCCACAGCCUGCAACUGCAUCGACCACACAAACGCAGAACAAUAUGUGGAUGACUAACGGUAACGGUUUCGCCGCAGUGCCCCCAGCAAAUAAUAACUUUGUUACAGAUAACAGUUUCUCUUCCGUAUUUGGUAAUCAAGACUCGAAAUCUGGUUUUGACAGUUUGGGCAUGAUGCUGAUGCCUACCACUGUAGCUGGAGAUAAUAAUAUUUCAGCAGCAGGACAACAGCAGAAUGCAACAUCCACUGGCAAAGUCCUGACUGGAGAUUUGGAUAGCAGCCUUGCUAGUCUUGCUCAAAAUCUGACAAUCAACAAAAGUGCGCAGCAGCAAGUCAAGGGUAUGCAAUGGAAUUCCCCCAAAAACGCUGCUAAAACUGGUGGCCCAGCUGGUGGAUGGACACCACAGCCUAUGGCAGCUACGACUGGUGCUGGGUAUCGCCCAAUGGGACAAGGAAUGACGCAACUCCCUUCAACUGCUAUGGGCUUCCCUCCCCACACUGCACCAUUGGGAAUGCAAGGUGUGCCAAUGGGCAUGCAGGGUAUGCAGGGCAUGAGGCCAAUGAUGAGCACAAUGCCUGGUGGUCCUGGUGGCAUGAUGGUCGCAGGAGGAACUGCAUCAAUGAUGAUGCCCAGCACAAAUCCCAUGAUGAGUGCUAAUCUUCAGCAGCAACCGCAGCCACAGCAGCAGCAACAACAAUCCCAGGCUGUUCAACAGCCGCAAAAUAAUCAAGUCCAACUUGAUCCAUUUGGUGCCCUGUGAAGAGAUUAGGAAUUCUGAUUGGAAUCGAGCAAACGAAGCACCAACUUUGUAAAUACCGUGUAAUAUGCCUAGGAAAUGUGCCCUGCUUGCUCUUGUUAUUCUAUGUCAUCCGUAACGAAUCGGCCCGUCCUCACGAAGAAAAAAGGAGAAGAAAAACAAUAUUGAAGUUUAUCAUUGGAUCGUUCUCCGGGAAACGCGACGGCGCCGACGGAUUCUCAUUAAUAUACAUAUUAUAUAUAUAUAUUUCUACUGCUGAUUGAGUAUAAUCGUAUAUACGGAUUUGCUCAGUUUACGGCGGUUGCCUUACAGAGAUACGCGUAGUCUCAGUGUAUACAUACAUAUAUAUACAUAGUCUUGCGGGACGACUAAAAGAAACAAAAGAUAAAAAAACGAAAAAAAAAAAAAAAAAAAUAGAGAGCUUAGAGACAGAGUUAUGAAAAAUGAAACAUGAAAAAUGAAAAAAAAAAAAAAAAAGAUUGUACGAGCCGUAUUACGUUUAGAAUUCCAUGAGGUACGUGGGUGCAACUAUUCCGUAUGAGUUGACUGUGAUAGUAUUGCAUCGACAUUGUAGUGUUUUCCAGUGAUCGAAGGGAGAGCUGGAAGAAAAUGAGGGAGAGCCUGAGAGAGCGUGUACAUGUAUAUUUGAGAGCAAGAAUGAAUGGAAGAUUGAACGAAGAGAUGGAGUUAUUAAUGAAAUUGUUUCGGUACAGGAGGUAGGAGGUCCAAAGUAGUUCCAUACAAGCUUUAUAUAUACUGGAACGUGUAUCGAGUUUAACUGAGAAUCAUCUUUCCGUAUAAUAUAGAAAGAGCAACUAUAUUGAAGUUGGUUUUAAGUCAUGUUGAUUCUAAACGUACAUACACAUCGUGGAAAAUUAUACAUAGUUGGCUGAUGCAUGAUGUAUCCAUAGUAAAGAUGUAAAGUACGUACGUAUUUUGCGUAUACAUGUGCACACGCGCGCGCAAUUGUGCAGGUGCAUACGUACCCGACUAUAUUUCACAAUUCGUGCGAGAAGAUAUAACGUUAAAAAUAUAAAUAUUAUCUGAAAAAGAAAAAUUAUACAUAUAUAUAUAAAUGUAUGUGUAUGUAUAUGGCGUAAUCUUAAUAAUGGCGCACCCGUGUCGCUCUGUUUCAUUUUUUCGUACUAUCUUUACCGGUAUAUAUUUUGAUUUCGACUCAGGGCGCUGAAGCAGUUACGACGUAUCCUUUAUUAAAGUAUUAAAUACUAAACGAUAUACAUAUAUAUAUAUAUAUAGCGAACGAGAGUGAGAUUGUGCGAGUGAAAGAGAUAUAAAAUGGAAUGUUAGGUGGUCUCACUAAUGUUCUUUAUCCGUAUACCGUUCCGAACUGUCUUAAUUAGGUAAUUAAAACGAACUAUAUAUACAAGUUAAGAUUAUGAUACUCAUGCGAUAAAUUAUAAUGAAUGUAACACGCGGAUCUACGAUUCAGUAUGGUACUAUUAAUAUAUAGUCAAUAAUUCCUGUUCUAAGGUCUAAUUCGGGAUUCAUUUCAUCCCCUUGGCGCGUGCAGCUACCUCCAUGAACAAUGUUUGCUAUAUAUUACCGAAUACAUUAUAUAGUAAUAUAAAUAUCUUCGUUCCUGUCUGGAAUUCGCAACACUCGAAGAGGCUGCACGAGAUCCUAAGCGGAGAGAAAAAAGCCCUGUAAAUUGUACCAACUUCUUUUACUUUAUUCCCCGUGAUGUUGCAUCUGUAAACAUUCUUUCUGGCUGAUUCGAAUGGCGUUGAUUAGAGGAACACUGGUGUAUAGGAACGGAAAGAGAACCUAGAGAAACUGGAAGUGAGACUUGAAUGCUUCGCGGUCACUGGAACCUACCUAUUUGAUACUCAUUCAAUGACCACUAUGAUUUGUGAAUUAGCAGCGAUUUUCGCUUUAUUUGGAGAAAUUUCGAACGAUGUAAAGCAAGCGCUGGUUUGUAAGAUUCUACGAAUUUUUACAAAAAUUCGGUAAAACCAUUUGACAAAAUUGAAAAAUAUUCUUUUCUAUUCAAUGAAUUUAUAAAACUACAUUAGCAAAUCGAGUAAAACAGCUGUUUUCAGCACAAGAGGAGUUUCUUGAUCAAGAUCCCAAUAUUAUGACUGCAGAAGAGAAGGUUGUAAGAAAGGAAGAGCGAAUCAAUGAAAAUGUGAGAAAGUUUAGUUCAAAGCGUUGGACUUUGGGAAGUCAGGAGUGCACAGAUGUUUCUUUCACAUUGGACCACACGCAUAAACCACAUGCAUAAACCACAUUCAAGAUCCAAGAGGUAGAAAUUAUACUUGUUAAAGUUUAGCACGACAAAUGAUUUCUCAAGCAAUGAAUCUCUUUGUUGAAGCGAGGUUAAUUUUCUAAACGUGAUUAUUCAAGGAAUUUGUGCACUCCUGAUGCGAAGUUUGUGUCCGCGACUUAUUUAACUUAGGUGUUCUUGUAUAAUAUGGUUCUCGCAGUUGGCGGAAGUAAUGGCCAUAGGAGACUAGAUCAUAAAGUACAUGUUCAAUUAACGACUACAGAUCAUGCAAGAAGAAAACUGGUCACCAUUAAGUUUAAAAGGGUGGUCUCUGUGUUGACAUUCUGCGUAACCUUGGAAACUUUUCUUUCGUACAGUAGAACCUCGUUAAUCCGAAUUUCUUGUAUAGAAGAAAACUUAUUUCGAAUUAGUAGGAAUGAGGUUUAUUUUCGGAGGAGGAACUGAACCGAAGAAGACCUUGAAUAAAAUACAUUGAUAGGUAGAAAAGUUUUUUCGAUUAUAUUUUCCUUAACUCUAUUUGCAAAAGAAAGAGAGAAAGGAAAAUAUUUCUACGAAGAAACUUUUGAAUCGAACGUGAAAGGAAAUCUAAAUCGAAAUAGUUAAAGUGGAACAUCCAAUGGAGUUAGGGUUAACGAGGUCUCACUUCGCACAAAAGAUGUGGAAACCAUGAUAAUGCAGAACCUCGUUAUUUCGGAAUCGUCCAGAGUUGUCCAGAUUAGUGAGAUUGUACUAUAUUAUCAACGAAAAGCGGAGGAGAAAGGAAAUUGUAAUUCUCUUUAGGCUUGAGAACAAUGGAAUAAAUGUAAAUUGAUCUUUUUAUACUACAUGCUUUAGCUUUCUUUUCUUUCGUUCUGAAGAGGUUUGGUUGUACGAUCGUGUAAUGCGUUUAGAACAAUGUUUUACAUUGCAGUACACAAAAAACAAACGUUUGUGUAAACUUACUGGUGAUCGAGUGUAACAGGACAAUAUUACAUAUACAUAUAUAACACAUAUUUUAUCGAGGAUUAUAGGGCAGUAGCGAUCCAUGUAACUCUCCCCUAUAAGCUAGCGAAAGGCAAGGCGAUAUUCGGAGAGGGACAAAACGAGAAACGAACACUAUAUCAAUAUUUUUCAUCGAUCAGCCAUUAACACGUUCAGUGUUAUGAAACCCAAGAAUGAUCUCCUAACUUCCCUGUUCUUACUGCGUUCCAGCGUCGUGGAAUAAAUGUUGAACAACACAUCAUUAAUGAUCACUAAUUGACUGACAAGGGUCCAGUAGUAUUGUGAUUUGCAACUGGUAGAGUGGAGUCUGAGUGAUACGUAGCUCAAAAUGAUACUCGAAUGCUAUGUAACUUAAGUAUUGAGUGAAAUUAUAGUGUCCCCUUUUUUUUGUACCAAUAAUUACUUAAUAUUUCAAUUAUUUUGAGCAACGUAGUGGUAGUCAGCAGAAGCUGUGUACUCUAUCUUCAGUCUUUAGCUAACGUUAGGUUAAAUAGUCGCGGAAUCUCUAGUAGACAAUAAGUUGAACUUAUUGUCAUUUAACUCUAUUUCUCAUUAAUUUUCAAGUGUACAGCCUAUUCCUGAAUAGAGGUAAAUAUUUAUAUCCAUGAUUAUUGUAAAUACAAUUAGAUACUUAGUUAGAUGAAUUGUACAUAUCAUUAAUUUCUUCUGCGAGAGUCCAUUCUAUCCGAUUGUAAGUUGAUGUUAAUACAAUGUUUAACUUAUUUACCAGUAAAUGUACGGGAAUGUAAGAUUAGUCGAGGGCACUGAACGUGUUAAAGAGCGUUCUUGAGGGAAAUCCUGUGUAAAGUCGCUAGCCUUUAGCGGAAAUAUUUUGUUUAACGAGAAAGUAAAAUGAGAGAGAAUGAGAGAGAGAGAGAGAGAGAGAACUAAAAGAUUGGACGAGCUCGGCCGAAUCGAUAUAUCGGUAGCAAACUAGAGAGUCUAUAGAAACACGGAGAGAACCCGCUAUUUUUUCUGAUAUCAUCUAAUGGGAAAAAGGAAACCAUAGUAUGCCAUAUUAUACAUCUCGUUUUUCCGUUCUAUCUUCUGUUAGGACGUCUCUCUUUAACGUAAGUAGUUAUAAUUCAUGCGCGUGAAAUUCAAAACGGAAGAAGUACAGCGACUAUAAAAUAUAUUAGUUGAGAUGCUAUUAUUUACGGUUAAUUUGUAUUAAUUGUCAUUGAUAUCAUUAUGCGCUACGAAUAUGUUGUAAACGAUUAUUAUGUAACACAUGAAUGGCGUUUAAUAGAGUAUUUAUUGAAAUUA